UCUGUUUCGUAUUAAAAAUGACCUCUCUCUUUCCUUGUUCAGGCGGAUGUUUCCCGCAAUGAGGGUGAAGAUCUCAGGUUUAGACCCACAUCAGCAGUAUUAUAUUGCUAUGGAUAUCGUGCCAGUGGAUAACAAAAGAUACAGGUAUGUUUAUCAUAGCUCCAAGUGGAUGGUGGCUGGUAAUGCUGACUCCCCGGUACCACCUCGUGUUUACAUUCACCCCGAUUCACCCGCCUCUGGGGAGACGUGGAUGAGACAAGUGAUCAGCUUUGACAAACUGAAGCUUACCAAUAACGAGCUGGAUGAUCAAGGGCAUAUUAUCCUUCACUCUAUGCAUAAAUACCAGCCUCGUGUCCACGUCAUCCGAAAAGACUGCGGAGAUGAUCUGUCACCUGUCAAGCCUAUCCCUUCAGGAGAAGGAGUGAAAGCCUUCUCCUUUCCUGAGACAGUUUUCACUACUGUCACAGCGUACCAAAAUCAGCAGAUAACUCGUCUGAAGAUUGAUAGGAAUCCAUUCGCCAAGGGGUUUAGAGAUUCGGGACGUAACAGAAUGGGACUGGAAGCUCUGGUAGAGUCUUAUGCCUUCUGGAGACCUUCACUGAGGACACUUACGUUUGAAGAUAUACCUGGGAUACCUAAACAAGGAAAUGCAGGUUCCUCUACUUUACUCCAGGGAUCUGGCAGUGGAGUGCCAUCUACCCACCCUCACCUUUUGCCGGGUUCCCCUUGCUCAUCUCCAGCCUUCCACCUCAGUCCCAACACUAGCCAGCUCUGUAGCCUUGCUCCAGCUGACUACACAGCUUGUGCCCGCUCAGGCUUGACCCUGAACAGAUACAGCACUUCUUUGGCUGAAACCUACAACAGGCUCACAAACCAAACCAGUGAGACGUUUGCACCCCCGAGGACUCCCUCCUAUGUCGGUGUGUCGAGUAGCACAACUGUGAAUAUGUCCAUGAGUGGCAACGAUGGGGAUGCAUUCAGCUGCCCACAGACUGGCUUAUCUAUGCAGAUUUCAGGGAUGUCUCCACAGCUUCAGUACAUCAUGCCAUCCCCAUCCAGCAAUGCCUUUACCACUAAUCAAACCCACCAAGGCUCCUACAACACGUUUAGACUGCACAGUCCCUGUGCGCUCUAUGGAUAUAACUUUUCCACAUCCCCUAAACUGGCUGCCAGUCCUGAGAAAAUCGUUUCUUCCCAAGGAAGUUUCUUGGGGUCCUCGCCAAGUGGAACCAUGACGGAUCGGCAGAUGUUGCCCCCCGUGGAAGGAGUGCACUUACUUAGCAGUGGGGGGCAGCAGAAUUUCUUUGACUCUAGGACCCUAGGAAGCUUAACACUCUCGUCUUCUCAAGUGUCUGCACAUAUGGUUUGAUGAAGCCUUUAAGUAAAAGUACAGUAUGUUUGGUGUCUGCAAUGUAUUUCUUUUUGGAAUAUGAAAGGACAGUCGACGUAGCUUGUAAAGUGUGUGUGUAUAUAUAAUGUGAGAGGAAGUUUCACCAAAUUUUUGAUUUGCUUGUGGCCAGAUUAUUCUCCUAUUUUGAGUUACACAGAGUUUGUUGCAGCGCAGACUGCUGUAGUUUUCUGGUAUAAUACACUUAGUUGUAUAACACAUUGGGACAUAUGCAACAAAUUAAGUAAGACUUCCUCCCCUUUCCCCCUCCUCUGUUCUAACCCCUUUAAAGAAUGAAAUGACACUUGGAGUAUUAAACAACACAAACAAGCCCACUUACAUUUCCUAUAGUACUAGUGAGUUUCUUUAAAACAUUCAUACAAUGAUAAGCUGAUGCACCAAAGGCCUUUUACAAGUUUCUUCUCUGUUAUAAGGGAUAUGAAGGGUAUUUGGACUUUUAAGUGUUAAGUGUCAAGCAUCCAGCCUAAAAUAGAAGUUUAGCUAAUGGAUUAUUUACAAAGUAAACGGAAAGAUUAGUUUGCCUUCUCAUGAUACGCUGUUUUUAGCUUAUCAACGGCACAGCAUUCUUACUAGGAUUUUUUUUUUUUUCAGCAUUACUCUAGAUUUAUGUUUAGGUAUUUGAAGACAAAUAAUGCAUAUUCAAAUUGUGGUGAUAGGAGUAAUUUAAAUCAGCAGCAGGAGAGGCGUCAUUCCGUGGUACAGAAUGAACUUUGAGGUGCUUCAUUUUAAUCAAAGGAUGGGCGUGAUGCAGUUUUUCCUCCAUAAAUAUUGCCUACAAGACAUUUACUGGACAGUAAGAUAUUCUAAUGUAUCUUUGUUUUUGUAUUCUUACUUUUUUAAAGGAAAAUGCAGGUUUGAUUUAGGAAAAAUAAGCAGGAUGAGAAAUUCCAUUAUUUGUUUUACCCUUUUGUGUGUGUUGUGUUUUGGGUUUGUUUUUAAAAUUUUUUUAGUAAGGGCAAAAAGUCCUCCAUCCUCAGUAUCUCAUAAAUACAUCGCCUGUAGCAAUUAGGCAGAUUGUGUGCCCAGUGUGCCCACAGGUUUUGCUGAAAGCAGAAUUUUGUCACAGCUGCCUCCUUGUAACACGGCCACACUGGGACCAGGAUUACAGUAGACAAAAUUCCUUUAAUAGUUUACUUUGAAUGCUCCAGUAUGACACCUACAGCCUAUGUCCCUCUCUCCAGGGAGCCAUCCAUCUCCCUUUUCCUCCUUUCUGUCAUGAGGUUACUGCUGCUCUGUUUCUCAGUCAGUUUUUGC
Messenger RNA from Antrostomus carolinensis (chuck-will's-widow), 2662 nucleotides. RefSeq names its product T-box transcription factor 18 (gene TBX18). Lineage: Eukaryota; Metazoa; Chordata; Aves; Caprimulgiformes; Caprimulgidae. The transcript has 6 exons. The record is from RefSeq and is a predicted model, not a curated record. Gene Ontology annotation, biological process: positive regulation of DNA-templated transcription; morphogenesis of embryonic epithelium; somitogenesis. The annotation marks the transcript as partial. Gene Ontology annotation, cellular component: nucleus; chromatin. Gene Ontology annotation, molecular function: DNA-binding transcription factor activity, RNA polymerase II-specific; RNA polymerase II cis-regulatory region sequence-specific DNA binding.